AUGUACAGUGGUUCUAUACUCAGCAUUUUUCUUCAAAACAUCCAGUUUUUAGGAAGCCCCACUGCAGUCGGCAGUUAUGGAAUCUGUGAAAAAAGGGCAGGAGAAACAGAGGAAACGGUGACACUGAACAUCUGCCCGAAGUGUCUGAAUGAUCGAACAAACGGUCAAGUAAAUAUCACCGGGAUGAUGGUGUGUAAGAAAGGAGGAGCAAGCUGUGGACAAAGCGGAAAACGUCGCGCAACAACCUCUGCUGCGGACUAUAACAAAAUUGCUAACUGGAAUGUGGCCAGUGGCUAUAGUUUCAACGUGGAGUACAGGGCAACAAAGCCAGAUUGGCUUGCUAGAAAUAUUGAUAAACUCACUUUGACCUUUACGCUAGGUGAGGAAGAUUGCACUGAAAACCUGCCAGGCGUUUUCUGUAACGGGAAACUCCCUGCAGGAGAAACAUUUAUUGUUUACGCUUUCACGUGCACAAAUCAUGGGUGCACCACAAGUCAACAAAUUGAAGUUACAGCAAAAGCUUCGUUCCCAAUUGCUGCUGUGGUCGGAGGACUAGUUGCUGCAGUUGUUGUCAUCGUUGUUGUGAUCGUCGUCGUGGUCAUCUGUAGACGAAGAAAAGCACACAAGGAGAGGCCUAAGAAGAGCAGAGAUGAAGUCAUCGCAAAUGAUCAGGUCCGCCCAGAGCAAGAUGACGUAUACGACAAGAUUCCCGAUGGUCAGAUGGUGACUGUCGACAACAGCCACAGUAAUGAGGGUUAUGUAAAUUAUGUGUCAGGGCAAUCCUCUCGGGACACAGACAAUACCUAUGACGCACUUACCACUUACCAGAAUGCAGAUGGUCAUGAUUAUGGGAGGAUAAAUCUUGAAACUAGUUUUAGAUAAAUAUACAAGUAGCAAUAGCAAAAUCAAUACCAUAGGUUCUUCAAUGAAAUCAUGUAUAGUACAUGCAGCCAACCUUUUCAAAUGCUAGUGCUGUUUAGUUUGUGAAUGGUGAGUACUCAGGAUAUUAAUCAAUGUUCAUGUACGUGACAGGUGAAAUGUUUUAAAUAAAAGUAGCGAUAGUAAAUUGAAUACCAUAUAUUCUGAAAUGCAAAACUGUACAGUACACAAUAUAGCCAACAAAAUCAAA
Haliotis rubra (blacklip abalone) is the source of this 1129-nucleotide messenger RNA. RefSeq lists its product as uncharacterized. The coding region runs from base 1 to 882 and encodes 293 amino acids. The transcript has 7 exons. The record is from RefSeq and is a predicted model, not a curated record. Lineage: Eukaryota; Metazoa; Mollusca; Gastropoda; Lepetellida; Haliotidae.